Molecule: messenger RNA, 2100 nt
Organism: Coffea eugenioides
Lineage: Eukaryota; Viridiplantae; Streptophyta; Magnoliopsida; Gentianales; Rubiaceae
Product: F-box protein SKIP8-like
Exons: 3
Coding region: 305-1198 (297 amino acids)
Molecular function (GO): protein binding
Source: RefSeq, a predicted model, not a curated record
CCGAAAAGGACCCCACCAUCCUCCCGUAACGCCUUCCCAACCUUCCUCUCCCGCACGCUACCAAGCCCACCAAAAAUCUACAGAAAACAGACCCAUAAACCGCUAGGGUUGCCAAAACCGCCGAGAUUUCCAGGGAAGAAACCACUCCCACGUCCUCAUCAAUCUCACCUGUUUGACACAUUUUGCACGUGAAACUCGUCGCACCAGAUUAUUAGGGUUUUUCUCCCAAUUUUGCCUAACUACUAUACUCAAAACGAAGCGAGGAUUUGUUUUUCAUGUUAGGCGAAGAGUUCAUGACUUAUGAAUGGAGAUUAUUAUCUCUAAUUUUUUCUCGAAUAAUUCGAUUUUUCUCGCUGUUGCUGCCCUCUUGAUUACCGCCCUAGGUUGCGUUUUCGGAACUCUCUUCACCGUUCGAUCAAAAGCGAAAUUUUCCGGCGGUUUCUGUUGCUCUUGUAAGGGUAAUUCGGGAACUUUUCAUACGACGGCGUAUCUCAACGGUGUCAUUACUGGUUUGGAGGACAAUUCUAGGAGUGGGGAAGAAGAAAUGGUUGAGAAAGUGGCGGCGGUGGUGCCGCCGGAAAAGCAGUCCGGUGCUUCGAUGAUGGAGCAGUUGGUGCCGGAGAUCACUACGCAUGCUUUGAGUUACUUGGACUAUCCGAGUUUGUGCAGGCUUUCCAUGACUAAUUCACAGAUGCGUAAGGCUGCCAAUGAUGAUAAUGCAUGGAAAGCUCUCUAUCACAAGGAUUUCACAUUGGAGCAGGAUAGUGUGAUUCCAGUUAAUGGAUGGAAGGCCUAUUAUGCAGCUACAAGAGCCAUUGUGAACAUUAACAAUGAAUUUUUUCGCAUCAUUAAAGAAAGGUCACUUGCAGAAAUGGGUCAUUUCUGGCUAAAUGCAGAUUAUGUGAAGUGUUUCCAUGCUUCUGGAGAGUCCUUUACUGGAUACAGUGCGGUCAUGCAAAGCUGGCAGCUAGCUUUUAACUGGGAGCAAGGUUUUAAUUUUCAAGUUCAAGAUGUAAGGGCACGGGUACUAACAGAUAUGGCUUGGGUAGCCAUGAAAGCUUAUGUUGACAUGGAGACUGGGCCAUUCAAUGUGACUAAUAUAUUUGAAUUCCAUAAUGGAAGGUGGUACAUGGUCCAUCAUCACACCUCAGUGAUGAUGGUAAAUGGAGGCGCCGAACAACAAAUGAUGCAGGGUUAGGAAGCAUAGUCUCAAAGCUUAAGUUACAAGGAUGAUGGUAUUUAUUAAAAUUUGAAAGUGGUACAGUUUUUUUCUCUUCUUACGAGGGUCCCUUGUCUAUGAUUCCUUGGAAGAUCCUAUGUAACCUCUCUCUCUCUCUCCCCUCCCCCCCCACCCCACCCCAAGGCCCCGGUUUUUGGAAGAUUUUCUUAACCUCAGUUUUCACCUUUUUGAUGGUAAAGAAGCUACCAUCUUGCUUCUAAAAGUGGUUUACUAGUGCUGAUUUCAAUUCGGAUCAGUAAUUGAGCAAUCUUUGAGUAAGUACAGCUUUGUUAGAAACUUCAUGCGACUUUGAAAAUGAAGCGUAAGAUUGUAUCUCUUUCAUGUUGUCUUUUGUACUUCAGGAGAAAUGUAGACCCACUGCACUCAUUUAUCUUGGCUAUUUAUGCGCAUCUCUGAAUGACUCACAUUUCCGAUGUGAUUGCCUAGAGGUUGCGUGAUAUUUUAAUUAACAAUUUCUAUGCUGGGAAACUACCAGGUGAUAAUGUCUCCACUGUAGCCUUUGAUUAUGCUGCCGGUGUGGAACAGAAGCCUUGUGAUCAGCUGCCUCAAUGUCGCUGGCUAGCAACGCCGUUGAAUUUCACUCUGGUUGAUUUCAUCUAGGGAUCUAGAAUGAUUGGAUUUUUUUAAGAUGGUACGGAUGUUUGCAACUUGGAUAUAGGAUACUUUCUUCUUUUUCUUUCGGCCUGAGCUUCACCCUCUUUUUUUUUUUUUUAGGGUCAGAUCUCCAUUGUCUAUAUAAAGCCCAAUUAUCACCUAUUUCUGGGCAUAAGGCAUAGACAUUCUUCUCAUCCGUAGAUAGCACUCUUAACUGAUGAGAGAAGGGUCCGGUGCUUGUGAACAAUUUUUUCACCUUUUUCUCA